Sciurus carolinensis (gray squirrel) is the source of this 1517-nucleotide messenger RNA. RefSeq names its product max-like protein X. The record is from RefSeq and is a predicted model, not a curated record. Gene Ontology annotation, biological process: regulation of transcription by RNA polymerase II. Gene Ontology annotation, cellular component: nucleus. The transcript has a single exon. Lineage: Eukaryota; Metazoa; Chordata; Mammalia; Rodentia; Sciuridae. Gene Ontology annotation, molecular function: RNA polymerase II cis-regulatory region sequence-specific DNA binding; protein dimerization activity; DNA-binding transcription factor activity, RNA polymerase II-specific. Bases 54 to 788 code for a protein of 244 amino acids.
CCUCGCAGCAGAGGGCUCGCCCGCUGGCUUGUUUCCGGUUCCGUAGGUCCAAGAUGACGGAGCCGGGCGCCUCUCCCGAGGACCCCUGGGUCAAGGUGGAGUACGCCUACAGUGACAACAGCCUGGACCCUGGGCUUUUUGUAGAAAACACCCGUAAGGGAAGUGUAGUGUCCAGAGCUAAUAGCAUCGGUUCCACCAGUGCCUCUUCUGUCCCCAACACAGAUGAUGAGGACAGUGAUUACCACCAGGAGUCCUACAAGGAAUCCUACAAAGACCGCCGGCGGCGAGCACACACCCAGUCGGAGCAGAAGAGGAGGGACGCCAUCAAGAGAGGCUAUGAUGAUCUUCAGACCAUCGUCCCCACCUGCCAGCAGCAGGAUUUCUCCAUUGGUUCCCAAAAGCUCAGCAAAGCCAUCGUUCUACAGAAGACCAUCGACUACAUCCAGUUUUUGCAUAAGGAGAAGAAAAAGCAGGAAGAGGAGGUGUCUACACUACGCAAGGAUGUCACAGCCCUAAAGAUAAUGAAAAUGAACUAUGAGCCGAUUGUGAAGGCACAUCAAGACAACCCCCACGAGGGGGAGGACCAGGUAUCUGACCAGGUCAAGUUCAACGUGUUUCAAGGUGUCAUGGACUCACUGUUUGAGUCCUUCAAUGCCUCCAUCUCUGUGGCCAGUUUCCAAGAGCUGUCAGCCUGUGUUUUCAGCUGGAUUGAGCAGCACUGUAAGCCUCAGACCCUGCGGGAGAUCAUGAUUGGCGUCCUGCAUCAAUUGAAAAAUCAACUUUACUGAUGGCUCUUGGAAAUCUGCAGAAUGGCCAGCAAGAGGUUUUUGAGUCCUGUUUGGCCAUGGAACUGCUGGGCCUGAGAUUGGACUGUGACACCUCACGCCAGUCAGCUGGUUCCUACAUGGUGUUUGGUCUUCUCAGCCCCACUUCACCUUUAGUGGAGCUGGGGUGUUUGUUUUGUGAAAGCUUCUGAUUAAUUUAUUAUACUGACCAUAAAGUCAAACCUACCCAGUCUCCCCCCCACAUAAGUCCUCAGGAUAGGAGUCUGUUCUGGGUACCCCGAAGAGCUCCUGUCCUCUCAGUUCUUUCUCUAAGCCUCAGAUUUCUGUUCAUGAUGUGUGUAUAUGGAAACUGCCUGUUUUGGUUUCUUGGGCAACAGGUGAUUCGAGUUUGGACAUCUUGGAAGUAGUGGGAUGGGAAAAAAGGAGUGAGAGGAAAUAGUUCCACAGCCAUGAAGGUUGAAAAGCCUAGACUAGGGCUGCCUUGUUAGUCCAGAGUGAGACAGGCUUUCUGGCCAGCUGAGGGUAGGACUACCUGCUUCCUACCUUUGCCUUAUAUUCCAUUACCUCCUUCCUCCCUAUCCAGUCCUGCCCUCCGUUCCCCAGUAGUGCUGCACAGCAAAGGCAGGAGAGACACAGCACUACAUAUUUGAAAUUUUUUUAUUUUUCUAAACAUCAACAAUGCAAUUUUGCUAAAGUUACAAUUUUUGGAAAAUUAUCUGGGUCUCAAAACCA